CCCCAACACAACUAUGCUGAAACCCCCAAGACCAACCUAUCCAGAACUAGUAUCCCAUCUUCAGAACUUUGAUCAGAGAUGCAGCUGGUUUUUGUCUCAAACAGAUAUUGCACACACACACAGAGUCAUCAACAACUUGCUUUCUAUGGACAACAUCGUCAACAACGCUCUCAACAACCAUCCUCAAUCUAUCGUGGUAACACAUCAAAAUUCACUUCAAAUGGGAGAGGCUUCCAAGCACAACAAUACAGGGAACACAAUAGAAUCCCCACCACAGCAGACACACAACGACGUCCUCCACCCCUAGGAGAACACCGGAUGACACAAACAGAAAGAGACAAUUUUCGCAAUGAAAAAUGUCAAUAUUGUGGGACAGAAGGCCACAUUGCCAAGAUAUGUUGGUAGAUACCGAAGAAAUCUUUCAACAAUGAAGAAAUCCCACACGCACUUGCAGCUUUAACUAUGGACAACACUUUAGCAGAAACAAAAUGGACAACCGAUACAGGUGCCUCCAACCAUAUGACAGGACAAUCAGGAAAUAUAGAGAACAAGGAAACAACCCCAAGCUGCAGCCCUCUGCCAGGAAUUACACAGGAGCAAAAUACACCUGCCAUACAGCUUCCCCAAGACAGCAGACUACAACCAGCGGGGUCUCCUGCACCACCACAGGGACAGCAGUAACAGUGUAUCCUGUAACAGAUCGUGUAGCAGCAGAAACAAGCUCUGAAGCAGCAAUAGAGUUUACAGCAGCAGAUUCUACAGUAGAAGCAAUGCUAGAAUCCAUAACAGAUGUUGCAACAAAUCUCACAGCAACAGGGAUAAUAACAGAUCCUACAGUAGCAGAUUCUCCAGCAAUAACAGACUCUACCCCAAUCGUGACAGUCUCCACAAUAGACCCUGCAAAAAUAGCAUCCGAGGCAGCUACAACUCAUCACCCAAUGAUCACUCGUUCCCAAUCAACAGAACAGGCAAAAUCCUCACGAGCAGAGCCUACAUCAACAAUUCUACAACAGUCUCAAGGAUAA
Molecule: messenger RNA, 1025 nt
Organism: Populus trichocarpa (black cottonwood)
Lineage: Eukaryota; Viridiplantae; Streptophyta; Magnoliopsida; Malpighiales; Salicaceae
Exons: 2
Coding region: 489-1025 (178 amino acids)
Source: RefSeq, a predicted model, not a curated record